AUGCGCAUGCACGCUAAGGCCGCUCAUGCGCGCCAGAAAGGCCCCCUCGCGGGCCCGUUAGAUCGCCUCCCCAACCCCUCUUUCCAUCACCUCUUGCCCCAUUUCGUGUCACCUCCCCGUUGCCAGUUCGCAUCGCGUCCCCAUUCCCCCCUUUUUCUGUCGCCUCCCUGUCCCCGUUUCUCAUCGCCUUCCCGUCCCCUUUUCCCGUCUCCUCACAUCACCUCCCGUUGCCAGCCCGUCACCUCCCGUUGCAAGAUCGUCCCCUCCCCGUCGUCAGCCCGUCCCCUCCCUGUCGCCAGCCCGUCCAUAUCUCGUCGCCUCCCCCUUCCCUCCCUACAGCUUUCCCGUCGCCUCUCCAUCCUGUACCCGCCGCCCUACCCUGUACCCGCCGCCCCGCCCUGUACCCGCCUCCCCACCCUGUGCCCGCCGUCCUACCCUGUACCCACUGCCCCACCCUUUACCCGCCUCCCCACCCUAUACUCGCCGCCCCACCCUGUGCCCUCCAAGCCCACCCGCCUACCUGAACCACUCCCCACCGGACUAGACCCCUCUCAACUUCCCCAUACCACACUGAACCCCUUCUUACCGCUCACAACGGCGCUCAACCACACUUGA
Closterium sp. NIES-65 is the source of this 615-nucleotide messenger RNA. The record is from the annotation of a GenBank genome assembly. Lineage: Eukaryota; Viridiplantae; Streptophyta; Zygnematophyceae; Desmidiales; Closteriaceae.